GGAAGACAAGUGGACCGGAAAACAGGAAGUUGGCUAACAGGGUGCUACUGUUUACAUAUUUUGGGGGAUCAGCAAGCAGCCUGUAGUUAGUAACAUUACUUAUCUCAGGUGCUGUAAUAAUGGACACUGCAUGCCGGAAAGACAAACCCAAACAGAAGGAGACAUCUGUACGAGGGGACAGAGCGAAACAGAAGUCUGCUCAGCAGGAGCUCAAGCAGAGACAGAGAGCAGAGAUCUACGCACUGAACAAAGUCAUGACGGAACUCGAGCAGCAGCAGUUUGAGGCGUUUUGCAAGCAGAUGCAGUCGCAACCAGAAUGAAGACGUUACUUGUGUAAAACCAAAACUAACUGACGAACUGCAGCAUCGUACACCAUGCUCAUCAAGGGUAUUGAGUGAUUAUGCACUUACCGUUUACUUUAAUAGGAACACUUAUACAGUUCUUCAAUUAGCCAAGCAUGUGAAAGCAGCACAAAGUGCAUAAAAUGCUGCAGAUGCAGUUCAAGAGAUUUAUGUUCACAUUAAGAAAGUACUGACCUCCUGGGAUUCUCACAAGCAACCGAUCUUCAUGUCUGUGUUUGACAUAAGCAUGAACUGAAGCUCUUGAGUUGUGUCUAUAUGAAUGGGUUGCUGCCACAAGACUGGCUGAUUAGAUAAUGGCAUGAAUAAGAAGGAGUAUUACUGGUAAAAAAAUAAAAAUAAAAAAAGGACAGUUAGUGGGUGCGUGAUUAACGUCAAUGCGUUCCAAUAAUCAUGGUGUAAUUAGCAGUAUUUAUACUAAUGUUAUGGUGCAGAGAGCCAAACAAUCAAACACGCUGAUUACAUACUGAGUCUGUGCUUGAAGUAACAUCAAGAAAGGGCAAAAUGUUAAUUAAUGGUGCUUAAUGUUUUAACCUGUUACAUACUCGGGUUCAGUGGGGGAUUCUGGGUUUGUUUGUUUUUAAUUAUGUCAAACAUUUCAGUUACUUCCGGUGUUGAUGUAUUGUGUUAAAGUUUUUUUGUCAGUUUACAGAGACCACAUAAAGGACAACUUGGAAAAGUUUUAACCAUGUCAAAGAGUAUCAUGUUAACCAGAAUUAUGUAAUUUAAUAAAUACUUUUUUUCCCAGCAAGAAGUCAUACAUUACAUAAGAAUUUAUUUUGUGUCAGUCAGGGUCAUUGCAGUGUGUGCUUUAAAAGGCUUCCUGGUGCCACUAUGGUAACCAUGUGAUGACACCAUAACCACACGAUGACACCAUGUGUCAUCGUUCUCCAGG
Clarias gariepinus (North African catfish) is the source of this 1254-nucleotide messenger RNA. It is a transcript of the gene svbp, whose product is annotated as small vasohibin binding protein. Bases 120 to 320 code for a protein of 66 amino acids. NCBI's taxonomy places the organism in Eukaryota, Metazoa, Chordata, Actinopteri, Siluriformes, Clariidae. Gene Ontology annotation, biological process: negative regulation of protein ubiquitination; protein secretion. Gene Ontology annotation, cellular component: apical part of cell. The transcript is spliced from 3 exons. The record is from RefSeq and is a predicted model, not a curated record.